CGUAAUACGUAGUCCUUCUGUUGGCUGUGGCGUGAGGUCUUGACUUACUUUACAAAUAUUCACGAAGAAACGAAAGUGGCCAUUCAAUCACGCCACAAGGAGAUAGGCAAAACUAAUUAAUGGGAUGGCAGCAAUAAAGUUAAAAUUGUGUAUUCAAAUAUUUGUGUUACUUAUUGUGUGCGUAUCUAAAGUUGAAUCUGGUCCACGAUAUCCAGUAAUAUUAGGUAGGUCAACUAAACGAUUAUUUAUCGUAUUUGCCCCACAGUCCACAGCAUAGAAUAUGAAUGAAAUAAACAAAUUUAGAGUAUAGUCAUAGUUUAAUAAUAGUGUUAUUAUUAGAGAUUAGGCCUAUACUAGUAUAAUUAACCAAGACAUUGUGAUCAUUGUCAUUGUGGUAAAUGUUAAGGACGACUGCCACGAUUUUACGAAUUUCACGAAGAAUGUAGCCCUAAAUCAAUCCCUAUGCCUAACCUGAACCCUAAAUUAAAAUAGAUCCCUAAAUCCUAAUUCACUGCAACUAUAAUAAACACCCAAAAGACGCUGUGGCAGCCGUCCUUAACAUUAGCCGUCAUUGUUUAUAGGGUCCAAAUAUAUCCCCUUAAAAAUAAUACUCAUAUUUAUUUAAUUUAUCGACCACUAAUAAGACCACCCUGCCUUGCCCAAGUUGGCCAACAGUAGGCCUAAUUAUUAUUACUAAGACUAGCUAUAAUUUAUUAGGCCUAAUUAGUCUUAAUAUUACUGAUACUAAUACACUACUAAUAGGCAUAUAAUGGCAUACAGUGUUAUAAAGUAAUAAAGUAAAAAUUUUAAUAGUAACAUUAAUAAGUUAAUAAAUAAGCCAUAAGCAAAUUCUGUUCACAGUCACAGGCUAAUAAUUUAUUAGAUACAUUAUUUAUUAUUUGAAUUAAUGAAUGAUUUUGGUAGUUAUUGACAUUGAUAGCUGUUAAAAUUUUCGUCAAAUCUCUUUUUGAAUGCAUUAUAUUAUAUAGUAAAACAAAAUAAUGCGUUCAUAAAGAGAUUUGAAGCAAAAUUUUAACGUAAAAACUGAAAAAAAGAUUAGAUCAAAUUUCCGUUCGAUCAUAUUACCGUCGAUCAAUUUACCGUAGAUGAAAUUUCUUUCGAUCAAAUUUCCGGAUACGCUUCUCAUCCAAAAUAAAAUAGAAGUCGACCUAUACUAUAACAGGCUAUGAAUGGUCAAAAGAAAAUUGAGUGGCUUCAAUGACAAUUGAUGGUGUAUGACUAUAAAUUAUAAUUUAAUGAUGAAUGCUUGCGAUAAUUUAUAUUUUCUAGCCCUUUAUAUUAUGAUAUAUAUAUAUCAGAGCCUAUAUUAUAUAAUAAAUCAAUUGUGUACAUUGAAACCAACUGACUUCUGUAUCAUAGCCUUCACAAGCCUAAGCCGAAGGUACUAUGGACAUUAUACGUCACAAUUUGUUUUUGACUUAAACAAGUAAUCAUAAGUAUAAGACUGCCUAAAGAUAACAAUGCAAUGAUAGCAUUUUUGGUUCAGUCAUUAGAUUACUUUGCUCAGCAUUAGAGUAUUUCACUUCUAAAUACCAGGUAUUCAAAGCAAACCAAGUGCCAACAAUAAAAUGCUUAGCUUUACUUAAAUAAACAUGUUUUUAGACCUAGGGCCCAGAAUUUAAAAAAAAAAUUUUUUUGUUCUUGCUUAAACUUAAAGUAAAAUAAGAUAUUCAAAUGUCUAACAUAUCCUGUGUCUGAUAUAAUGUCAGUUACUAAACUCUAAUCUGAGCAUUGCCUAUAUUGAUCUGUGAAACAUAGAUCAAAGACAUUUCUAAUAUUUAAUAUAAUAAUAUAGACUAAUAUAGAUAUAUGAAACAGGCAUCAGUGGGUAAAAAGAAACCACUUUUUAAGCUUUCUUUGAGGGAAAAUGAAGGCUCAUUUGCUCCAUCCCCAUCUCAGCUAUUUCAUGAUGCCAGUGAGUAGGUUUUGCAUGGUGCUUUCUUUGCAAGCACAUCAUGUGAGGACUAAUCUAAAGUAUUAAUUACUGCAUUAAUUGCACACUUUCAAAAACAAAAUCUAGGUUACCGGUGAUUCUCUUUACUUUCCAGUACCAGGAGAUGGUGGUUCACAACUGGUUGCCAGAUUAAAUAAAACAGAUACUCGCUCCUUUUUAUGUCGCAAAUCCACUUCUGACUAUGAAUCAAUUUGGAUCAACCUUGAAGAGUUAAUCCCAGGAGUUCUAAGUUGUUUUGUGGACAACAUGAGGUUGGUUUAAAGAUUUUAAACUAUUUUUUAGAUAAACUGAUAUUUAUUGUAAAUAAUGCUUAGUACUCCAAGUGCAAUUCCCAAAUUUAAUAAGUAGAGUAGUUAAAAAGAAGAUAUUUCUUAAAUACCAUCAUGUAGUUGCAAACACUGCACUGAUUUACUUCUCCAGUCUAUAAGUAGGACAUUGCAAAUUGCAAGCACAUCACACAAGGAACUAAAAUGUUGAUUACAGAAAUAUUAUUUGUGACAUAAGUAAUGAAUGCUAUAGAAGUUUCAGCCAAUAAUUUAAUUUCUCCACUCUGUCUUUUAUAUUGUGGUUUGGUAACUAAGUAUCCACUUUGAAAAUGCUAUUCCAUUAGAAUUUCCAAAUGUUAAUUAAUCAGAGUUCAUGAUUUUAGCCUUCAGUUAAAUUAAGUGGCGAGGGUAGUAGUUUUACCCUCAUAUUUGAGAAACAGUUACCUAAGCAGAUGACCUUCUUGUAACCUAAGUAUGGUAGCUCUUAAGAAUCUUCAAGACAAGAGAUCAUUUGUCAAACAAAAUAAUGAAUAUCAUAGCUUGAUUUGUUCGGCCUAUAUACUUUUGAUGCAGAUAAUUUUUCAUGGCAGUAGUGAUUGAAACCAAAUUUUCACAGGCUCAUCUAUGAUCCGGUAACAAGGAAGACAUCAAACUCACCUGGUGUAGAUAUCCGCACCAUAGGUUUUGGUGGCACUGACUCUGUUGAAUGGUUGGAUCCGAGUCCAACAUCACAUCUCAUACCCUUUAGUAAGAAAUAUUGAUAAUUUAUUUUCAACGUGGUGAUUUAACCUUUUGUCACCACUGAUUCGGCUUUUAUGUAGUAAUUUGAAUACUUGACUGUUGACUGUGGCAUUGGUGUACUUUUUUCAUUGCAACCAAGUGAACAUUUUUGUUUCAACUCUUUUCAAAUUUAGAAUGUUCUCUGAAGCCAUGCUUAUUAAAAAUGUUCUUUCUUUUCCAAUAAUUAACCUAGUGCCACAAAUAGGCAAGGUAAAUAUUUCGGUGUUGCUAAAUCUUACAUUCUCUUUUUUUUUUUUUAUUUAAAAAAAAAUUUGACACAUUAUUCAUUACAACUCUUUAUUCAGUGGUAUCUUUAAAUUGAAUUCAAACAAUAUCAGCCUUGAAUUUUAUUUUUAAAUAACACCACAUUUAGUACCUGGCACUGGAAAUUUUCAUUUAGAAAUUCCUAACAGAUAUUUUUUUUAUCGAUAUAAACAUUGAUGGACACAAUGUAAUUGGCCAGCUUGUAGAGCCCACAGCCCUGUUGUUAUGUCAGCUUUUUUAAGACUAACUAACACAUCUAUGGUUUAUAUAAGAUUUUACCAGAGGCUUUCAAUAAGAAAUAUUAAAUAUCACAAUGUUUUUUCCACUUUAAGAUACACCUUGUCAUGAUAUCUAAAUAUUGAUUUUUUUUUUUUUUUAAAUGUUUUGGCCGUACCGCUAACAAGAGCUUGAACAAUCUUCUUUGUCACAAUCAUUUUAAAUAAACUUAGUUAAUUGUAGAAAUUUUUUUCAGUUGAUUUCACUGAAAACUAAGUAACAAAUUUUUUUCUAUAUGGUCAAAUAUUUAAAAAAUUGUUUAGGUAAUUUUUCAUAGAUUUGUUUAUAUAUUUUGAUAAUUUUUUUCAUUUCAGUGUCUUACUUUUAUCAUAUUGUAAAAGACCUAGUUGCCAUUGGUUACACCAGAGGAGUAUCUGUGAGGGGAGCACCAUUUGAUUUUAGGAAAGCACCAAGUUAGUAGUAUUUUGUUUUUUGUUAUCUUGAUGGCUGUCUUAGUUCGGAGAUAAAAACUUCUUGAACUAACACAAAGAAUGAAAAAGUAAAGUCACUCUAUUAAAACAGCUACAGAUUGCAACACAAUUUAUAAAGGAGUGGGUUUGGACGAUUAAUUAGGAGGAAAUCUUUCAAUGGAGAGACUAUUCAGCAAUUUUCAGAAAAACAAAAUUUUGCAUUGUUCUGUUUUUCUAUUGAUUUUAAUUCUAUUUAUUUUUCCUGUAGCUGUUUCCUAAAGAUAAACCGUCAUGUUUUUUUUUUUUUUUUUUUUUUUUUUUUUUUUUUUUUUUUUUUUUUUUUUUGUUUGUGUUUGUGACCGCUAACUCAUGCCUUGAUGGACAAGUUGGUAAAGAUAUCUUCUAAACUGUAAAGAACAUAUAAAACUUAAGUCAUAACUCCACAUGGCACUUCCAGUGCUGAUUUGUAGCAUUCUUCUAGCUAUGUGGCCUUGGUAGAUGAUUCAACCAAUAUUCAACAGAUUUAUAUUACAUUUCAUGUGAUUAAAGUUAGACUAGAAACCAGGCCAGUGUCAAAAUGAAGCCCACCUCAAAUUUUGGUUCAGAUGGGAUCAAAAUAGUGAAUAGUGAAAAGUGGUUAAUUUCAAGAAAAUGUGUGUUCGUUUUUUCUUUGUUUUCUAAUUCCAAGAAGUCAUUUAGUCAUUCCAAGAAGUCAUUUAGUCAUUCCAAGAAGUCAUUUUGUCAUUUGCUUUAUUAAAGCUUCACCCUGUUUCUUAUGACUUUUGUGUCUUUUAAACCCCCAUCUGGUUCUAAAUCUUCAAUGUUUAAAAUCAAUUUGUUCCCCAGAUGAAAUGUCAGACUACUACACGGAUGUGAAAAACUUAAUUGAGGACACCUAUUUGAAAAACAACAAGACCAAAGUAGUCAUAGUGGCACACAGCAUGGGCAACCCAGUGUUUCUGUAUUUCCUCAACAACCAGCUCCAAGAUUGGAAAGACCAGUACAUUCACGCUUUCAUCACAUUGGCCGGAGUGUGGGGAGGAGCUAUCAAGCCAUUGCGACUAAUGGCUUCAGGUUGAAUUUUUUAUUUUCUUCUCUAUUUAGCUCUUUAGUUUUUGAGUUUCGUCUGUGCAUUUUUCAAUGAAGACGAAUUUUUGAGGUGUAAGUAAAGUUUUAUGAUAGGGAGAAGGUCCUUAAAAGAAACGUAUUUCUGAAACGCUAGGCAAGAUUAAGAUAAAAUUAAACAAGGCUGUGAUCGAGUCAGAUCAAAGAAAAGGUAGAAAAGCAAUGACGGGUGAAAUAUAAUUAUGGUAAAUGAUAGAAAAGAAACUUUCACCUGUAGAAAGGGGAGUGCAUCAGGCAUUACUCCGUGACUGACCCACUUAUAAUAGGGAACAUUGUUUGAAAAGUUUUUCCGGCUCAAGUGAAACGUAGCUAUAAUUUCACAUUUUUGCCCAGCAACCAAUUGACUUGAAGUGUGUUGUUAUUGAGGUGUUGAAACUUGGAGUAGAUCAGCGGUUCUCAACCUGUGGGUCGCGACCACUUUGGGUGUCGAACGACCCUUACACAGGUGUCGCAUAAGACCAUCGGAAAACACAUAUCCAUGAAGAAGCAACGAAAAUAAUUUUAUGGUUGGGGGUUGCCACAAUAUGAAGAACUUUGUUGAAGAGUUGUGGCAUUAUGAAUGUUGAGAACCACUGGACUAGAAAGUGUAGAAGCUAAUUUUAUUUAAGAAAACUUAUAUUAGUGUUAAUUAAUUUUUCUUUAACAAAUUAAACACUGCAAUAAUAGAAGUCUCAUUUUACUUUUACUUUGAUCAUCUGAAUAACUUUGAAUAAAUUUUUCUUGGAUCAGGGGACAGUUUAGGUGUUGUCCUUGUCAAACCAACUAUUGUCAGAGAAGAGCAGCGCUCCAUGCCAAGCACGGCCUUCCUCAUGCCCAGUGACCAGUUCUGGAAACCUUCAGAAGUCCUUGUAGUAACGGACAAGAAAAACUAUACGGUGGCGGAUUAUAAGGAAUACUUCAAUGAUCUGAAUUUCACAGAUGGUUAUGAGAUGAGGCGGGAUACAGAGAACCUUAUUCGGGAUCUGAAGCCACCAGAUGUCACGGUCCACUGCCUUCAUGGCUCUGGUGUUGACACACCUGAUGUCCUACUCUUUGGCGAGGGUCAGUUUCCUGAUACCUACCCUAGUGACAUCCCCGGAGACGGUGACGGCACAGUCAACAUUCGGAGCCUGCUGGGGUGUUUAAGGUGGCAAGGCCAACAGAAAGCCCCCGUUUAUCACCAGCUGAUACCGAAAGCUGAACACAUGGCUAUUCUACAGGAUACAACUGUCAGCAAAUAUAUUAUAGAUGUCGUGACUGGACAGAGAUAAUGAGAAUUUGUAUGAUUCUAUGAACCAUUCAAGUUAUACAAAACCAGGAUAGUUAACGACAAGAUUAUCAAAUUUACCAUUUCACAUUCGUUACAAUCAGGGGUUUGCAAUCAGAAAAUGUAAAAAAAAAAUUAUUACAAAAAGUAACACUGUUUUGCAAAAUAUCUUUGAAAUUUUUGUAACUUCGCAUUGAGUGCAGUAUUUCUUGAUUCAAAUAAUUUGGCAUGUUAACUUUUUAGUACUUAAAUUAUCAUCACUUUUUAAAAAAAAAAAAAAAGGUUGGAAAUAAAAUAAUAGGCUUAUUACAGUGGUGAAGUUUGAUUUGUAACUUCGCAUUGAGUGCAGUAUUUCUUGAUUCAAAUAAUUUGGCAUGUUAAAUUUUUAGUACUUAAAUUAUCAUCACUUUUUAAAAAAAAAAAAAAAGGUUGGAAAUAAAAUAAUAGGCUUAUUACAGUGGUGAAGUUUGGAAAGGUUUUCUUAAAAUUGUUUUGUUGUGUCUCAUUUGGCCGAUAAAAGCUUGAACUUGAACGGGAGAGAGGAAAAAAAAAUUGAUAUUAAUAAUUAUAAAUUUAAACUUAUUUCCCAUUGAAUUACUUCUCAUUGUCCGCCACCUUUGUGAAGUCACAUGUCUUGUGAACUCACCAUACUAUAAAAAUGAUUGCAGCACAGUUUUGAUUCAUUUUGCUUUGUCAAAAGUUUAAAUUUCAAAAACAUUGAAUUAUUCUUUGAGACAGCAAAAGUUGGAGAUGAGAUUGCAUCUUAUUUGAUAAGUUCUCUAAUAAGUUCUCUAUAUUUCAGAGCGACAUCUUUUUAAAUUUCAUUGUAUGUUUUUUACAAAAUUCACCUUUUUUUUUACUGAACUAAAAAAUAACAAUAAUUUUUAUGUCGGUAUGGUGGAUAUUUUUAAUUUUACAGUUAAUGAUCGGGAAAAAAAUGUAUUCUAAGAUAUUUUGUAAAUAUAGACAGACACGCAGCAAAAGUUUUUGUCCAGUUUGGGCUUGUAAAUAAUUAAAAUGUGUUUCUCUUACUCCUCUAUAAAAUUGGUAGAUUGCCUGAGAAAAUUAUACUUACUAUAUUUUAUUGUUUAAAAAAAAAUAAAGUUUAAGAUCAAUAAAUUGAAAUUUUAAAAAAUGUAUAACCUUUUGUGGCUUGCAAACACUUAAUAAUUAAUGUUAUUUAUUUAAAAAUACAAUCCCCUUAUUAAAAUCAUCUGAACAUUAAGUUUAUUAAUAUUAUACACUGUUUCAGAAAAUGUGAAACUAACAACUUUUUUUUAUUAUUUACGUGGUUUGGGGUGGGGGGGGGACAUUUA
Messenger RNA from Lymnaea stagnalis (great pond snail), 7658 nucleotides. Lineage: Eukaryota; Metazoa; Mollusca; Gastropoda; Lymnaeidae. The record is from the annotation of a GenBank genome assembly.